AUGAGUCUUCAGAACUCAAAGAAUGUGCUGGAUGGAGGUUGGGGAUGGGUCAUUGUUGUGGCCUGCUUUGUGGCCCAGUUCCUGGCCUACGGCUCCCCCCAGUCGGUGGGCGUCCUGUACCCGGAGUGGCUCCACGCCUUCCAGGAGGGGAAAGGCAUGACAGCCUGGGUUGGCUCCCUGGUCUCUGGAGUGGGACUCAUAGCCAGUAAGUAUUCUCCAAACACCUUUGUUUAUUUAUUUAGAUACUGUGUGGGUAUAGUCUAAUGCUCUCAUCCAAAGACAGGGGAUACCUUCAGAGCUCACUGGUCUGUGAUUUUACCCAUAAUGCCACCAUUGUUGUAUGUGUUUAUAGAUUUUGUAUGUUACAAAAAAAUCUACGAACUAUUUUAUAACAAAAAUGUAUUCAACUCAGCAUCUGAACAUCUGUUCAAGAAUUCCAUGUAGAUUUUCUUGGCAUGGCUUUGAAUUGAUAUGCUAAACAGCAUGUCAGUGGUUAUACCUGAAUUUACUUAUCAAUGCACUUUAGUUGCAGCUACAUUGUCUUGAAAUUAGUCUCACCUGGUAUGCACGUCUGACACGUGUUGCUGUUGUAUAAUUAAUGAGCAACUGAAGGCAAACAACUUCUCUGGUAGAAAACGGCCUAUGGGGCAUCGAUAUUAGGCAGAAACAUUUAUUCUGGUGUCAAAAUUGACUACAAAGUGUAAAUAGGAUAAUUUUGGUCAGCAGAGUGAAAGUACAAACACUUGCCACGUUCGAACACACACGAGACACCCACAGCAAAGCACGCCUCCAAGACCCAAAUCUCGUUCUUGGUCGCAUGUUCUGAGGAGAACUGAAACCGAGGCUAAAUCAGAAAGUUCCCUUUAAUGAUGUCACUGAUAAAGUACCAGACAAAAGAAUGGUCCAACGUCUCUAUAAACACAUACAAUGAUGGUGGCAUUAUAGGUAAAGACACAGACCAAUUGUUAUCUUGCCAAGUAAUCUUGUUUGGAGGGCAGAGUUGCACAUGAUAAGACGGGAAAAUACGUAAUUUACCUAGGACAUAUCAACAGCUGUGAAAGUGCAGUGCUGACUUUGUCUGACUUGUCCUAAGUAGAUGAAGGGAAUUGUGCAAUAUGGAUGCACUUUGUGGUGCUGUUAACACUAAGUUGUGGUCACAAGUCAGCCCGGUCAUAAUUGCAGGAGGAGCACUUAGCUAUGAUCACACUGUCUGUGUCUGUCUGUCUGUGUCUGUGUCUCUGUGAAAAUGGGGAUGACAGAGAAAAAUAGGGAGGUUGAUAAAACAUUUAACAGUUUCAGUCGUUUGAAUGACCAGGGACACAGGAGGACUCAGUUCACUGCAUGGCUGCAAGCAAGCUGUAUUAAAGUUGCAUUCAAUUAUUUUGCUAAAACUGGAUCCGAGAUAGUAGAUCAUGAUCUUGCUUUACCGCCAGGCUAAGCCUCCCUUCACGUCGUUGCCUUUCCAAAGAGGUCAGUGAAAAGUAAUGACUAGACGGAUGGCUCCAAGUACACGUGUGGGGCUUGGCAGCUAGGCUAUGCAGGCUUAAACCAUGGACUCUUUUAAUUGGUGGUGAAAUGGAAGGGAGGGGGAGAUAGGGUUCAACAGGACACCCUCGGGUUGUCAGUUGUCUGCUCAGGAAUUCAAUGUGUCAGCACAAGAAGUAGAGUUUGACUCUGCUGAAACAAGUUGUCAAUUUAAUGUGCAUAAGACACAAGGACCUAUACAAAUUGCAGUGUAUAUCAUUGGAAGCUAAUCGGAUUGGGCUGCAUUUGACUUGGCGGGAUGCUAGGGAAACAUAGCAGUCUUUAAUAAAUUGGCAGCAGAUUAUGGGUUAGUGAGGUGAUCUUCCAAAACUUGGCCCAAGUCCUUGCUUCUGUCCACUGAAGGAUCCAAUUUGUCCUAACCAGACCUGUAUUUCCAUUGUUUGAAAUGCACACCGUCCCCCUAAAAAGUCCAUCAAUCAGGAUAUGUGGUCCCAUUUGCCAUAAAUAUAUAUAUUCCUGUAACUCCGUGUGCUUUUAAAUUUGUUAUGCUGUGAGGAUGAUGACGAAUGAGCAUCAAACGCUGUCCUUUUCCCUGACCCUUAACCUCUGCUCAGGUGUCUAAUAACUAGCUAGUGCCACUUUUAGGCCUCAGGGGAAAUGUGAGGACAGCAAAUGGAGUCACAAACCUAGCCAACAACACGCUUAAGGCAGAGGCUAAAGAGCACAGAUGAACCCUCUUAAAUAGGGAAUGAUAAAAAAGUGAAAAUUAUAAGGUCAAAAUAAUAUCAGUGCAGAAAAGGGGACCAUGUCACAUGGUUAGAGUUGAUACAGUAAAUAAUGUUUUCCUGCCAUGAAAUAACCCCACAUGUACAGUACACCUUGACUGGUAUCACUUUCCGUUUGGUUAGUUUAGUAUUGUUUAGUAAAUCCAUCUUGUUUACACCACAUGGAUCCUGAAAGCACCAUAUAAAUUCCAUCUUGUUUACACCACAUGGAUCCUGAAAGCACCAUAUAAAUUCCAUCUUGUUUACACCACAUGGAUCCUGAAAGCACCAUAUAAAUUCCAUCAUGUUUACACCACAUGGAUCCUGAAAGCACCAUAUAAAUUCCACCUUGUUUACACCACAUGGAUCCUGAAAGCACCAUAUAAAUUCCAUCUUGUUUACACCACAUGGAUCCUGAAAGCACCAUAUAAAUUCCAUCUUGUUUACACCACAUGGAUCCUGAAAGCACCAUAUAAAUUCCACCUUGUUUACACCACAUGGAUCCUGAAAGCACCAUAUAAAUUCCACCUUGUUUACACCACAUGGAUCCUGAAAGCACCAUAUAAAUUCCAUCUUGUUUACACCACAUGGAUCCUGAAAGCACCAUAUAAAUUCCAUCUUGUUUACACCACAUGGAUCCUGAAAGCACCAUAUAAAUUCCAUCUUGUUUACACCACAUGGAUCCUGAAAGCACCAUAUAAAUUCCAUCUUGUGUCUUUGUUGUUUGUGUCAUAUAAAAAAAAAAGUCUCCUCCCUAAACUCUCUGCGCUUAUUCAGCAAUGUACACUCAACUCUCCCAUACACGUCAUUCAUUCACACUUCCUCUCUGUCCUGUGUUCUCCCCCAGGUCCGGUCUGCAGUGCCUGUGUGGAUAACUUUGGGGCGCGCCCUGUGACCAUCUUCAGUGGGGUUAUGGUGGCAGGGGGCCUGAUGCUCAGUGCCUUCGCCCCAAACGUUCAGUUCCUCAUCUUCUCUUACGGUAUAGUCGUCGGUAAGUGAGAACCUUGUGGUGGUCUUUUACUGCUGAAGCAAGUCUGUGGUUUGUAUGGCCCACUAUUAGGAUUAGCCUUGUCAGUGUGAGGAAAUGAUAGGAAGUUGCUUGUGUACUCAGUGGUUUUGUUGGGAGUGAACUGUGUUUUUGACUCACCAUUACAUACAAAUAUUAGACAAUAACCUAUCUUUCACUGAUAGAUAAGACACAACUUCCUCAGAGAUAAGAAUUGAUACAUAAAGAAGUAUCAAGUUGGAGCUGUAAGUGAAUAGGUUCAUGCCUACGCUCGAGCACACAUGCACUGAGGGUAUGUGUAAAACAGAGGGGGCUGGUGGGAGGAGCUAUAGGAGGAUGGGCUCAUUGUAAUGGCUGGAAUGGAGUAAAUGGAACGGAGUGGUUUCCAUAUGUUUGAUACAGUUCCAUUAGUUUUUUGCAAUUGCUAACAAGCAUCGGUCAAUACUGAAGCCACUUUUUCAAAACUCUUCACACAGUCUGCAUUACCAACAUUCAUCUUGGCCAAACAGUUCAUCUCACCUCAAACUCACUCAAACCACCAAAACACUUCAUACAUGUCUCAAAAUAAGCUUGUUCAACCAUAACACUGGCAACAAUUCUCACUCAGAAAGCAUACAUUGUCACUCAUAACACACUGACCUAAAAAAAACACUAACGGGGAGCAUUACAUAAAUGAUGAACUUUUCUCUUUGAAGUUUGAAUGAUUUUUCACAUAAAUCAGUAUUUCAUUAUAGAAUAAGAAUAACACCUUUUCACUUUAUUGACUGUACUAAAGUAUAUGUAACAAUAAUGAUUCAGAAAUGCAGCAAUUUGCUUCAAUAGCCUUUAUUUUUUAUAUAUCUUUGUAUAUAGUAAUUUACUAUAAGUAAAUUACUACAAAAUUUUUUUUCCUGAAAGUAUAAUCACUCAUUCUGUACAGUACUGUGAGGGUUCUAGUUCUCCCUCUCUCCUGCAUUUGGCCACAAGUUCUCAUCAACAUCACAUCUUAUUUCUUCUCUGGCGAUGCAUCUUGGAAAGUAUCUUCUGGAAUGUCUAAUCCAACCCUGGCAGUCUUCAGGAGAAGUGUCUCCACACCCCGCAUUCAUGUCAUCCAGUAAGGACAUCUGGUCAUGUGGAUGGUGGUCAUAAACCUUCCACCUCCACGCAGAGAAAAACUCUUCUAUGGGGUUUAGGAAGGGGGAGUAUGGAGGCAGGAAUAGUACUGACAUCCUGGGAUGUGCAGCAAACCAGUCUGUGACUGUUUAUGCAGGUCAUGAAAUUAGCCUCUCUGUAUUGUAGGGGCCAAUGUAACGGCAAACCAUCAUUGGACAGUGCUGCACACAUUGUGAUGUUAGCUCCUCUCUGGCCUGGGACAUCCACGGUUGCUCUCUGUCCAAUCACAUUCCUUCCCCUGCAGUGUGUUUUUGCCACGUUGAAUCCAGCUUCAUCCACAAAGAUGAAUGUAUGUGCAGUUUGCCUGGCUUCCAUUUCCAUUACUCUCUAAAAUACAGUAAAUCCACAGUGUUACAGUACUUUACAUUAUGCAUAGCUGGGUAUGUACCCUGUUUGGUUAUUGAACAGACAUUUUACCUGGACAUAUUGAUACCGGAGUUCUUUCUCACGUUUACCGUUUCUCUCAAAGGGUACAGUGUACAACUGCUUCAUCCUUAUUUUAUGUUUCUCUAGGACGCUGGCAAUUGUCGUUGUGCUGACCGUAUUCACAUUCCCAAAAGUGAAAUUGUCUGCCAGCACUCUGUCCCGAAUUUCCUGCAGUUUUAUUGCAUUGUUACCAAUUAUCAAGUCAACAAUGGCAAUUUCCUGCGCAUUAGAUAAUAUUCUGGCUCUCCCUCCUGUGGGAGGCAACCUUUUGGAUCCUACUGAAAAACACAAAACAAUCAAUAUAUUUCAAAAUGUCAGUACAUGUAAAAAUGUGAACAUACUGUAUUGUACUGUAAUAUGUAGUUCAAUUAUUAUUGAAGGAUGCACAUCUCACCUGUUGUUUUGCCGGAAAAUACUAUUGUACUAUUGAUGCAACUGUUGAACGCUGCAGAUUUGGUCGCACCCUUAAACCGGCCUCUCUCAAAGAGAGAUCAUGGUUUACAACAUGGUAAAUAAUUGUGGCCUUUAUCUCAUCAGAGACCACCGCUCUUGGUCUUCCUCUCCUCUGUCCUCCACGCGUUCUCCCUCUCCCUGCCACUCUUCUUCCCCCAUCAACCUGUCUUCCUUGAUCCAUGUUUCCAAACUAAAUCAUGCCGAAGCCAUCCUCUUGUCUGUUUGGUAAUGAGACUAAAAACAGGACACUUGGGUAGGCUUUCAGCUGAAAUUGCAAUCAGCUGUGUUUGGAAUGAUUAAAUAUUCUGCUGAGAUUUUCUAUAUGUUUCAAUCUGGUUACUGCAGAAAUGCACGACAUUUGCCAUCAAUCUGUUUUGAAUGUGUUUUUAACGCAUUUGAAAACAUGUGCUGCAAAUAUUUCGUUUUGCAGGUGGUGGAGUAUGAAUGAGAAAAUAGUUAAUGGAUUUUGGAGAAUGUGGUCAUUGAAUGCGUUUUGUGUGAAAGCAAUGAAAAAUGAUUCACAGUUUAGCCCACAUACACUUCUGUUUCGCUGACUGUGUGAAGAGUUUUGACAAUGUGACUUCAGUUUUGACCAAUGCAUGUUAGCAAUUGAAAAAAACUGUAAUCCCAUUCCAGCCAUUACAAUGAGCCUGUCCUCCUAUAGCUCCUCCCACCAGCCUCCUCUGGUGCUGAAUGAGGGUAUAUGUAGGAAGUAUUCAGAGAUAUAAAAACAAGGUAGAGUCAGAUUCCCAGAUGCCUCUGGUGCCCCCCAAUAGUGUGACGGCCCCAUUACAGCCCCUUAUCUAACACCCAGUGACAGCUGUUCAAUGCUGAGGGGAUAGAGCCCAAUAGACUGCCACUGUCAACACUGCCUGUGGCAUUGACCUGAGCGAGAGGCCAUGCAUAUUUGAAGAAAGGCGUCUAUUUUCAGACCGUGUGGCUCAGUUUCCUCUUAUCGCUCCAGCCCCCCCCCUCUAGUCAUCCAUUGCGGAUCAAAUUACCAGAGACUUUUGGGGUGAUUUUACACUAGACAAAAGUUAUUGUGAAUAAAUGUAACGACUUUAUCAGAGAGCAACAGAUUUUAAACAUGGUGAAUGUGUUAUUACAGUACAUGACUAAGAUGGCCUUACACAGUCACACAGUUUUACAUUUAAGGUACACAGUUUACCGUGCAAGGCUUUGUUCAGAACAUUAAAUAUAUUCUUCAACAUGGUUAAUAAGGUACUGUAGUUAAAUGCUCCUCUACAAUGUGCUAAUAAAAUUUACCUCUGUUGUUUUUGUUGUCCACAGGUCUUGGCUGCGGUCUUCUCUAUGCUGCAACAUUGACCAUCACCUGUCAGUACUUUGACAAGAGACGUGGCCUCGCCCUCGGCAUAGUCACCACAGGUACUUCAGCCCCCCUCUGCGCUCACUGGGUUCACACCAAGUCUCCAUGCUCAGUUCUUUCUUGUUUCAGAAGACGGAAGUCUUGGAAUGCCAAGGUAAACAUUCUAGUCUAAAAACUGUGUGUCCUUGUGGUUAGGGAAGUGGACUUGUGACAAGAGGAACACUGGUAAUACAACCCAGUUCUGGAGCAUUCAGUUCUUGUCCCCAGUUUUUGUCACAAUCAAAUCUGAAACGAAAUUGCCUUAGGGAAUAUCCAGCUGUAUCAAUGGAGAACAGGGUGGGUAGCUUUAGGCAAAGCUUUUAUGAAAUGAAUAUAUCUCUAAUGGCUUAUUCUUGGAAUGCCAACACUAAAUCAUUCCUUUCUCUCAUUUAGGCACAAGUGUGGGAGGGUUCCUCUAUGCCACUGCUCAGAAUGAGCUGAUUCUUCUCUUUGACAUGGACGGCUGCCUGCUGAUUAUCGGAGCCUUGGCCCUCAACCUCAUGGCCUGUGGCGGCUUCAUGAGGCCUCUGAACAUGCCUGCCUACUACCUCAAACAGAAGGCUGCUCUGGAGCGCACAGAGGAGCAGCUCUUUGAGAACCCGCCUGCUGACGACCUCAAGACCACACCGAGCACCGGCGAGAGAACCUUGACGGUCAAGGAUCUCCUGAUCAUCAUCGACGCCAAAGACAUCACCAUCACCACAACUGACAAAAAAGGGGGCUUCAUGGCAGGUUCAGCCAUUGUGAAAAUGAUCAAGAAGAAGCGUCAGGCCUACUCAAAGUACAUGCACUCCACGGCUGACUUCCUGCACGACAGAAACUUCAUGGCCCUCUGCAUCGCCAUCUUCCUGUUCAGCCUGGGAGCCUUUCCUCCGGUCCUCUUCAUGGAGGAUGUGGCCCAGAGUGAGGGCCUCGUCGACGAGGUCAGCAUCAUCCCCCUGGUCUCCAUUGUAGCCGUCACUGCUGGCGUGGGCAAGCUGACCCUGGGCAUACUAGCAGACGUGAGGUGGAUCAACAGUGUGUUCCUGUACGCCUUCACCCUGCUGGGGACCGGGACAGCCCUCCUCCUCAUCCCCAUGUCCAAGAGCUACGUAGGCCUGCAGGUACUCUCCGCUGUGGUGGGCUUCUUCUCUGGGAACUGGUCCCUAACGUCUUACAUCACCACCAAGAUUGUGGGCCUGGACAAACUGACCCAAGCCCAUGGGGUCCUCAUGUUCUUUGGGGGAUUCGGGAUCGUGCUCGGGCCCCCUGUUGUUGGUAAGAAAGAUCCCACUUCUGACACCAUUGGUCAACAUCAUUGCGGAGUGUGUGGUACUGAUUUAGAGUUGUUAGUUUAGAGCUGGUACAGGUUCAUAUUCAUGCUUUUACAGAUGUCAAAACAUUUUUACAGAUUAUGUCAUAUUAAUGUGUGAGUGAGAAUGUUGAACUCAAGAUGUUUGCCUUUAGCUAGUCUUUAUCUGACUCAUACUUUGUCGAGAGAUUUUGUUGAUUCUAAUUAAAUUGUUUUUUCUCUCCUCUUCUUCCUGUUCCAGGGUGUUUUUUUGACUGGACCCAGUCCUAUGACCUGGCCUUCUACUUCAGUGGAGGCUCUGUGCUCCUGGGUGGGGUCACGCUCUUUCUCUGUGCUCUGCCCUGGUGGGACAAAAAGAAGGCUGACAUCGACAGGCCUGACAUUCAGUACACCAGCAACUGUGAAAAAGUUGCCUCUGUAGCCUGA
Coregonus sp. 'balchen' is the source of this 8369-nucleotide messenger RNA. The record is from the annotation of a GenBank genome assembly. Lineage: Eukaryota; Metazoa; Chordata; Actinopteri; Salmoniformes; Salmonidae.